Messenger RNA from Sclerotinia trifoliorum, 2507 nucleotides. Lineage: Eukaryota; Fungi; Ascomycota; Leotiomycetes; Helotiales; Sclerotiniaceae. The record is from the annotation of a GenBank genome assembly.
GCUUGUUGGUCGAUGAAAAUGAAGGGGUCCACCAGAUCCGAAGAAUCCCUGAAUGUCAUUAGCGUACGAUAUGCUAGGGUUGUACGCCAUUCCAUUGAAGGCAGCUUGUCUACCUCAUUCAUCCAUCCACACCACACUCAAAGUCUGCAUCGAGUUGAAAAAACUAAAAUAAAAUAAUAUAAUAUAAUACCGCUCUUUAAUUGUUUUUUAUCACCCUAUGUAAGGUUACAUGUAAGUUUACGGCAGUUUCAUGCAAUAUAACUCUUAUAGAUAUAGGUCGGUACGCGCAGUCUCUUACAAUCAAUCGCCUGUUCAAACCUGCAGGUAAUAGUGAGCACUCAAUUAUUUUGAUCCGAGAUAUACGUUGGAUAACUCCAUAUAUCCUUCAUUCGCAGAUCACGCUCUUGGUUAAUAAGUCUGCCAGGUCUUGCAAUUGGAGUAAACUGAUCAGAAUUACUUUACUUCAACCUCCUAUCCUCUGCGCGAAGAGUCGUACGCAUUGUCCAACUAUUCAUUUUCGUACUAUUCUCCUUAUGACGCAGUGACGAUGGUACUAGUAUUAUGACCAUCCAUUGACUACUUGACUACCUCGAAGCUUUUAACAUUCCAUUCGAACAAAUCACUACUCUACCGCGAUCACUAUACUCCGAAUAACACUAUCUGCUAGCAAUAUACCACUCAUAUCAGACCGCUCUUAACUUAUCUUUAUCCAUAUUCACCAUGCCGAUAUUUUCAACAUUGGAGGCAUUGACAAACCUCACUCAAGCCAUACCGGAUUGGAACAAACGACUAGACGACCUAAACAGUCAAAUAGCAUUACGACAAAUCGAGCUUGCACGAUUGGUAGACACCAAACCCGCACGCUCCUUGAAGAAUAAAGGUUCCACCGAAUCACUACGACCAAAAGAUGGAGAGGAGAUCAUCAACGAAGCCCAAGACACCAUAGAGAAGUCCUCACCUCUUACCGAUUCCCCUAAAUCGGCCCAAAAUGGGACUCCCACAACAGUACGGCCCAAUUCCCCAUCAGUAGCUCGAGCUGCUGCUGCCGCCGCUCUCGAAUACAACCAAUCCUCAUCCGAACCACAACCACAAGCCGAAUCGCCCAAGCCCCUUACUCCGCGAGCAUCACCCACCGCCUUAAAUCGACAAUCAUCCCAACCGACUCCUCAAACUGAACCACUACCACGCGCUCCGGCCAUCCUGCGGAAACGAAAAACCGAAUCCCUCGCAUCAGGAACUUCUCAAGCCCCGAGAUACCGAACCAGAUCAAUGAUAAUAGUAUACUACGACAGCGCAGUGCAAACCGCCUUUGAAGAACUCGUCAAAUUCGUAAGUGGGAAUCGAAAUGCUAUGAGGAAGGGGAAAAUGGCAGCUAAAAUGGCGGAAAUGAGACGAGCUGCGGAGAUGGAAGCCGAGGAGGAAAGCGACGAUGAAUCCGAAUCCGAGGCUUCAAAAGCUCUAGGCAGUGCAUUGCCCAAACCUUCGUUGCAUCACCAAGUUGCUUCGCAAGAAACAUCGAACCGGGUACAGCUAAAUGGGGGAGAUACUGGAGCAGGAACGAAACUAAAAUUCACAUCGACGAGAAACAUGGGUGCGUCUCGCGAUCGCAUGACGGUUGGAAAUACCAUGAAUGUGCUACGAGGAUACCGACGAGCUGGCGCAGGAGGAAUCGGAGGAAGCGCCACGGAUAUAUUUGACGAACUAGACAAGGGGCUCGAAUGGUGUCAAGGUCAAUGCGAACACGCUGCUCACCAAUUCCUACGCGACGGAGAAUGCAGUACUGAAAUCGAGAAUAUCAAAAAGAGACUUGCGGAAGUGCGAGAUAUUGCCGAGCAGAAGAUGGGAAAAUUGAGGAUGGAGCAAGAAUUGGAAAAAAAGGAUGAAGUUUCUAAUUCGAUGUCUUUGGAGGAGGAUUCACAUACCAAUGGAACGAAAUUCAUACCGGCAAUAGCUCCGAUUCAAGAUGGACCUGUCGUGUUGGAGGUUGAUGAUAAUAUGGAAGUGGAUGAUGAAGAAGAUGAUAAUGAUAUUUUUGAUCCGAGAAAAUUGAUCUUUAAGCGCUCAGGGGAUGUCGCGUACUGAAUAUUUUAGUACAUCCAUAUAUCUUGGAUAGCAGCAUAGCAUCAAGGCUUCCAUUCCCUUGACUUUACUGAAAAUCUAAAAUCUCGGAAUUAUCGUUUUGGAGUCGGGAUCUGGGAUUGAUGAUGUGACUCUUUGAAUGAUGGGUGAGGAUUGGUUCUACAUGGGGAUUAUACGGCGUGGAAAAUAAAGUGCAGAGGUAUAUAUAUAUAUAUAUAUAUACAUGCAUGCAAAUAUUGGCAUUUCUUAGGGUUCACAGCAUAUAGAUCUAUGGUUUAGACGAUGGGUAUUUGAGUGGUAUGGAGGGAAUUACCAGAUGGUGUGACGGAUGAGAUGAGUAUAGUCAUUGAUUUUGAUUUUGAUUAGCAUGGGGAUGGAUGGGGAUGGAAAAGUAUUUUGCAUUAUAUGGGAAUGGGAUGGAGGUGGAU